Messenger RNA from Erigeron canadensis, 1840 nucleotides. Its product is annotated as protein VAPYRIN-like. The coding region runs from base 85 to 1689 and encodes 534 amino acids. NCBI's taxonomy places the organism in Eukaryota, Viridiplantae, Streptophyta, Magnoliopsida, Asterales, Asteraceae. The transcript has a single exon. The record is from RefSeq and is a predicted model, not a curated record. Gene Ontology annotation, molecular function: protein binding.
UCCAACCUUGUUCCUUACUGCCUAAACUCUAGUCAUGUUAAGAUCAUAAAACCAAACCAACAGAAAAAGAGAAAACAAGUGAUCAUGGACAGGCUCAUCAGUUUAGAGCCAUCUAAUGUUGUUGUCAUUCGGGUCGAAAAUGGUCAAAAGUGUUAUGGUGAGCUAACUUUAAGAAAUGUUAUGUACACUAUGCCUGUGGCUUUCAGGCUACAACCAGUGAACAAGGCUAGAUAUACAAUAAGACCACAAUCCGGGAUUAUAUCCCCUUUGACCACUUUGACUGUUGAGAUAACUUAUGAAUUCAAUCAGAAUUCGAGUCUCCCGAAUUCAUUGCCUUAUUGUGAUGAUUCUUUCUUGUUACAUAGUGUGGUGGUUCCUGGUGCAGCUGUUAAGAACCCUUCAUCUACUCAUGAUUCGGUUCCUAGUGAUUGGUUUACUGCAAGGAAGAAACAAGUGUUUGUUGAUAGUGGUAUAAGGGUUAUGUUUGUUGGGUCCGUGGUGAUGGCUAGUCUUGUGAAUGAUGGAUCCAUGGAUGAAAUAAGAGAUGUACUAGAAAAAAGUGAUCCAAGUUGGAGAGCGGUUGACUCUAUCGAUGAGGAAGGUCAAACGUUGCUCCACUUGGCUAUUAGUCAAAGUCGAGCUGAUCUGGUUCAACUACUGCUUGAGUUUGAACCAGAUAUAGAGGCUCGUAACAGGUUAGGCUCAACCCCACUCGAGGCUGCAGUAGCCUCGGGUGAAGGGUUGAUUGUGGAGCUCUUACUAGCUCAUAGAGCUAGUACUGAGAGGUCAGAGUCAUCCACAUGGGGCCCAAUCCACCUAGCUGCUGGAGGAGGCCAUAUGGAUGUUCUGAGGCUUCUUUUACUAAAAGGUGUUGAUGUGAACAUGCUUACAAAAGAUGGGAACACUGCUUUACACCUGGCGGUGGAGGAGAGGAAACGUGACUGCUUGCGGUUGCUAUUAGCUAGCGGUGCACGAUCUGAUAUCCGUAACUAUGGAGAUGGUGACACUCCACUCCAUAUAGCUGCAGCUCUUGGAGAUGACUACAUGGUCAAACUUCUUUUGCAAAAGGGGGCAUAUAAAGAAAUCCGAAACCACUCCAAGAAGACGGCAUAUGAGGUGGCGGCAGAGCAAGGACACGCCAAGCUUUUUGAUGCACUUGGGCUCGGUGACAAACUAUGUAUAGCUGCAAGAAAAGGUGAAAUGAGAACCAUCAGUAGAAUUCUUGAAAGUGGAGCCUUUGUCAACGGACAAGACCAACAUGGAUGGACCAUUUUGCACCGGGCUUCAUUUAAGGGCCGAGUGGAAGUGGUCAGGUUUUUGAUUGAGAAGGGAAUUGAAAUCAAUGCAAGAGAUGAAGAUGGUUACACAGCCCUUCACUGUGCAGUUGAAUCUGGACAUGUAGAUGUGAUCGAAUUGUUGGUCAAAAAGGGCGCUGACAUAGACGCAAGAACCAACAAGGGUGCUACGCCUAUACAAAUCGCAGAGUCAUUAAACUACUCAGGAAUCAAAAGAGUGCUUAUUCAAGGAGGGGCCAGUAAGGAUGAACUCACACAUGUCAACAAACCCACACUAUCAUUUACAAGUAGAAGUGUUGGAAAAUCAGACAAGGAAAUGGUCUCAAUGAAGAAGAAAGGCACUCGAGCAAAAUCACUUUUCGAUCAAUCUACUGCAGCAUUGGUAGCCAUUUAAUUAACACACAUUUGGCUUUUUGAUGAUGAUUGAUGAGUUUGUUGUUUUAAUAGCAAGGUAGCAGAAAUUCAUAAACUGUUCAUUCUAGUAUAUUAGUCCCAAAAUUUCAUGCUUUAGUACUAUAUAUUGUAAUUUUGUAAGUAAGAUUCUU